AGAGAAUAUUGUGUCACUCGAUGAUACUACUCUUUACUUAUGCUGUCGUAUUUAAUUCCGUUAAUUUUAUUUUUUUUUGCUCUUUUUUUCUAAUUCUUUAUAUUUAUUUUUUUUUCUCGCUACUCGUAGGUCGUUUCAAAAGUGAAGAUGAUUUUUUUUUUCAUUCGUUUUACCAAUAAAUUUGUGUUGUUUCUUUUCGCUUUUUCGUGUGUGGUACGACAGAGAGAUGUAAAAAACUGCUGUGUGUAUACAUGAAGUAUAUCGUGGAAAAAAAAGUGACAAUCAAUAAUGUCGACAAAGAAGAAUAUAAUAAAUACACGCGCGAACCUUAUUAGAACGAAGGCAUCUACACUAUGUUUGACAUUGCGUAAAAUCAGAAAACGAAUGAGAUAGAAACAGGUGAACCCGACAACGACAACGACAUCGAUGACAACGACGACGAAUAGCAGUGUGAUAUUUUGUGCGCCGUACGCUGUGUGUAUGUGUGACUGUAUUGGUGUAUGUGUGUAUCGCAUACAAAUUCGUUUGGCUGAUACGAUGCGAUGAGAAUUUGGCAAAUGGCGCGAGUGAAUGCACGAUAUGGCGUAUGUAACGAGCGAAAGUGAAACGAAUAGUGAGUGUAUGCUACGGAUACUACCACAUGAGCAGUUGCAGUGCACAGGCAAACGAGGCGCGAUUCGAAUGUUGGACUAGGAAGUGAAAGCGAAUUCAACGUGCUGCUACAACGGCUAAUAGAACGAAUUCCAGUAGAAGCCCCGAAAUAACAAAAACAACAACACACGGCGAAACACAACACAUCGGAAAUAUUAAACAAAAAUCGGAUCAGUCAUUGCACAGAAGUCUUGAGUUGACGUUGUGUGCUAUUGGUUAUUAGAUUUAGUUGUGUCAUAAUCUUGUUCGAAUUGUUGUUUUUUCUGGCUUCGGGUACACACAAGAACGCAGAAUAGUGUUGCAAGACAGGAAACAAUGUCAUCAAAUUAAAAUUUAAGGAAAUCCAGCCCACAAACCAAACACACCUUUCAGUCCAGGUGGUGGUCAUCGUGGUUGAAUUACCAGACACAGACACAUAGACAGUAAUUUGAGCUUCCUGAGACACAGUUCAACCUCCCACCAAUUGACCUCUUCCACCUAAUGGAUACGUUCGCCUCACAUAAAAUGAACCCGACAUUACCGCAAGCUUCAUCGUUGACCACAUCAAAAUCGCUGGAAAUCGACGCGAAACCAUCAUUCGAAGACGAUGAUGAGUUUCAAGAUGCAUGGGAUGAUGUUGAAGAUCCAAUUCCAAAAAUGGGUGACAUGGAUUUGGAAACAUCGUUAGCAGAGGCAAAACUGGCUGUGGAUUAUUUCUUCAAUAAUAAAUUUACAGAAGCAAAACAGCUGAUGCAACCAUGGUCUCAGUCGUCCAUGUAUCAUGCCAUUGGGAAUUGUGUAUUUCUCUUUCUGGAAGCGGUUCUAACGUUUGAGCACGAGCACAUCGUCAAAGCGUCGGAAGCGAUUAACAAAUGUUUGGCGGUGUGCAAUAGACAUCGCAAGAAAAACACCAUCACCGAAAGCAUAGGCAAAACGUUUAAACGGCAUAACUAUGAGCAAUACACCGAAUUUGAAGCGCAUGCUGAACUUUGUUCGGCCGAAGCACUUCUCUUAAAAGCUUUAUUAACAUUCAUCGAAGAUGAAACUCUAACGAGUCUAAUUAAAGGCGGCAUUAAAAUUCGCACAUGUUUUAAUAGUUACAAAGAAUGUAUGCAAAUACUGGAGAAGCGUCAAUGGGAGCAGACGGGCUCGAGAAAUCAUUUCGAAAGUGGUGUUCGAAUGGGCGUGGGUACAUUUAAUUUGAUGGUGUCACUGUUACCAGGUCGUGUUAUCCGGCUAUUGGAAUUUAUCGGGUUUUCGGGCAACAAGCAAACUGGUUUGCAAGACCUUAAACUUGGCUGCGAAAUGGAUGGUAUCCGGCAAGUACUUUGUGUUAUGACCCUGUUAGCUUAUAACUUGAUCGUAUGCUAUGUGCUAAGUCAUCAAGAAGGUGAUAUCGAGUUUUGUGAUGAAGUGCUCAAUAACCAGUUGAAGGUGUAUCCGAAGGGAGUAUGGUUCUUGUUUUUCAAAGGUCGUCUCGAAUUUAUGAAAGGUAAUUUGGACGAAGCGCUGGUUUGGUAUAAAAAAUCAUGGAAAUCACAGGAUCUCUGGCCUCAAUUCCAUCAUUUAUGCUUCUGGGAAAUUUUAUGGGUAAAUUGCGCCAAAUUGAACUGGAAGGAAGCAGAAAUAUUUGCAUCGUUGUUGUGCGAGCAUAGCAAAUGGUCGCGUACGAUCUACACGUAUCAACGAGCUGUUGUGAUGCUAAUGCGUGAUAAAAAAGACCUAACACCAUCGGAAUUGCAAACUAUUGAAAAUCUUAUGCGCGAAGUGCCUCAAUACAAGCAACGUAUUGCCGGAAAAUCGUUGCCAAUGGAAAAAUUCACGAUAAAAAAAGCCGAACGCUUUUUUGCGGAAAAAAAGCAUCUGGUGCUGCCAGCCGUUGAACUAAUGUACCUGUGGAAUGCAUUCAAAAUAUUGGGAAAACACUACCAUUUGGCCGACAAUGUGUAUCGGCUCAUCGAAAAGGCUCAACAGGAUUUAGACGCUCGAACCGAACGCACCAAAUACGAUGUGGAAAAUCGUGCGUUGAUUCUAUUGCUGAAAGGUGCUGUGCUUCGUCAAAUGAAGAGUCCAUUGCAGGCAUUACAAUGUCUCGAAGGUGUGGUGAAUUUGCAUAAAGAGAUCAAAGAGGAUGAAUAUUUGGUGCCGUAUGCUAUUGUGGAAAUAGCUUGGUUGUACAUUGAUAGUGGGCGCAUUGAUGCUGCCAUUGCUGCACUUGAAGAUGCCAAGAAAAAUUACACGGGAUAUUCAUUGGAGUCACGUUUGCACUUCCGCAUACAUAAUGCCUUAAGUGAAUUAAAACCAAAGAAUCGAUCUAGAGAUAAGAAUAAUUUAUCGCCGGACCAUGAACACUGAAUGUUGUUCGUUCGUUUGUUUUGUUUUAGUCAGUGCCCUUAGCUGUAGCAAAUGGUAUACCAGUAGACUAGACAUGAAAACACAAAGCUGUUCGAGUGAAACACAUACAUUUCAAUGAAUGAACACAACAAAAAAAAUCCCAAAUAUUUUCUUACCAAAUAUUCAAGAAAAAAAAUCUAUUCAAAUAAAAUAAUGAAAAUGUUCAAGCCAAUUGUAACGUCACCAAAAUGUUUUUUUUAUAUUUAAAUUUGUCAGGUGUUGUCGGUAGCAAGUGCAAAAAAAAUGCAUUUUCUAUUAAUUAAUUUUUUUUUCUUUUUCUAGUUAUAAAAUACUUUGAACCGUACCAUUUCAAUUGUAUUUAAAUCAAACCAAAUCGUAUUUCUUUAACAAAUGAACACAACAACCAAAUAUGAAUAAUAAAAAAACACACAAAUGUCUAUGACAAAAUGUUACGUUUUAAUAUAUAAAAGAAAAUCUCAAUAAAA
Messenger RNA from Sitodiplosis mosellana (orange wheat blossom midge), 3470 nucleotides. RefSeq names its product tetratricopeptide repeat protein 39B-like. The coding region runs from base 1132 to 2985 and encodes 617 amino acids. The transcript is spliced from 14 exons. Gene Ontology annotation, molecular function: protein binding. The record is from RefSeq and is a predicted model, not a curated record. NCBI's taxonomy places the organism in Eukaryota, Metazoa, Arthropoda, Insecta, Diptera, Cecidomyiidae.